AUGGCUUCCUUCUCGGGACACCUCCACCGCCCCCUCUCCGCCAUGGCCGUGGCCGCCUUUGCCGCCGUCUCCUCCCACGAGCUUCCCGACAAGUUGUCCCACCACAGGCUUUCUGAUGCGAGCACGAGCGCCGACGCGCUUAGGGUCGCUUCCGUCGACCAGGGCAGAUGGUCUAGCAGCAGCGGCGCCUUGGCCUCUGCCCUUUCUGGCACGCAGCUGCUGCCACGCGACCUCCACAGCUUGCGUCUUUUGGAGGCGCCCUUCGGCGUCUCUGCCGGUCAUGCAGACGGUUUAUCAGUAUGCAAACUUUUAUCAGGUCUGUGCCGACUUCCUGACAAGUCUCAGACGGUCGUGGUCCUUCUUGGGUGGCUGGGCUCAAGGCAGAAGCAUCUCAAGAGAUAUGCCGAUUGGUACACCUCCAGGGGCUUCCAUGUCGUCACCUUCACCCUCCCGAUGUCUGACAUUGUCAGUUAUAACCUUGGAGGGAAGGCUGAGAAGAAUGUUGAGAUGCUAUCUGAACAUCUUGCUGACUGGGUCAGGGAGGAGAGUGGGAAGAAGAUUAUUUUCCACACCUUCAGUAAUACUGGUUGGCUUUGCUAUGGCGUAAUUCUAGAGAACUUGCAUCAGCAGGAUCCUUCAGCAGUGGACAAAAUUAAAGCUUGUGUAGUAGACUCAGCACCUGUUGCUGCACCUGAUCCUCAGGUUUGGGCUUUGGGCUUCUCGGCUGCCCUCAUGAAAAAACGUAGUGUCACCACAAAGGGACUAGGAUCAGACGAUUCAAGGUCUGAUGUCCUAGUUGUGGAGUCUAACAAGGAGCCCAAGCUGGGAGCAACAGAGGCGGUUCUACUGUCAGCGCUGGAGAGUUUCUUUGAUGUUGUUUUGAACUAUCCAAAGAUCAACAGGAGGUUAUCUGACGUGAUGGAGCUUUUGUCUUCGAAGCAACCAAAGUGCCCCCAAUUGUACAUAUACAGCUCCGCCGACAGGGUGAUCCCAGCGAAAUCAGUGGAGGCAUUCAUCGAGGGUCAGCGGAAAGCCGGGCACGAGGUGAGGGCUUGCGACUUUGUGUCAUCGCCCCAUGUGGACCAUUACCGGAGCAAUCCUGGGCUGUAUACUUCUCAGCUGGGCAACUUCUUAGAGGAAUGUGUGCUUGCCAAGCGCUGGCGGGACCCAGCCCAGCCGCCUCCCCCUUCGUCUCCUCCUCUGACCCUUUCCUUCCCUUGGUUGAUGCCGCCACCGCGCGCCGCCGGCGGGUCAAUUCCUCCUGAUCCUGCCGCCGCCAGGCCAGAGGCAGCAGAGUCGGAGGGCAAGCUGCCGCAAGCUGUAGCAGACGCGAUGUGGCUCCAAACCCUCUCCGAGCCCGAGCUCGAUGUGUUGGUGAGCCUGAGGGAGCUGGCCGUCACGCGGGCCACCAACGCCGGCCAUCCUGCCCUCGCCGACACCGUCUUCCAUCUCCGCGCGCUGCGGGCUCUCGGGAUUGUUUUGGUGGAAGAGUUGAAAGAGCGGCUCAGGCUAAGCUCAGCUAAUGCAAACGUGCUGGACAGGCUUGCGUUGCUAAAUGAUCCUGAGGCUGAGGCAGUCAGGCCCAGCCAAGAUCACCAGAUGCCAGUGCCAAAUGGUAUCCACAAGAAACGAAAGCAAAGGCAGGUGCAGGAUGGGUAA
Miscanthus lutarioriparius is the source of this 1659-nucleotide messenger RNA. NCBI's taxonomy places the organism in Eukaryota, Viridiplantae, Streptophyta, Magnoliopsida, Poales, Poaceae. The record is from the annotation of a GenBank genome assembly.